Molecule: messenger RNA, 2072 nt
Organism: Acomys russatus (golden spiny mouse)
Lineage: Eukaryota; Metazoa; Chordata; Mammalia; Rodentia; Muridae
Gene: Trim25
Product: tripartite motif containing 25
Exons: 9
Coding region: 95-2011 (638 amino acids)
Molecular function (GO): protein binding
Source: RefSeq, a predicted model, not a curated record
CCAGUUUCGAUUCCUUCCUUGCUGCUUCCCGAGCGCGGCGCGGUGGUGUCUACCGCGGUCCCUUUGCGUCUCGUCGGGUGCCCCCAGGAGCGCGAUGGCCGAGCUCUUCCCGUUGGCCGAGGAGCUGUCUUGCUCCAUCUGCCUGGAGCCCUUCAAGGAACCCGUCACUACCCCGUGCGGCCACAACUUCUGCAGGUCCUGCCUGGAUGAGACGUGGGUCAUCCAGGGCCCGCCGUACCGGUGCCCGCAGUGCCGCACCGUGUACCAGGUGCGCCCGCAGCUGCACAAGAACACGGUGCUGUGCGCGGUGGUGGAGCAGUUCUUGCAGGCGGAGCAGGCGCGGACCCCCGUGGAAGACUGGGCUCUGCCCGACCGCUCCGUCGCUUCCAGCUCAGCCACCCAGGUGGCCUGCGACCAUUGCCUGAAGGAGGUCGCGGUGAAGACGUGCCUCGUGUGCAUGGCCUCUUUCUGCCAGGAGCACUUGCGACCACACUUCGACAGCCCAGCCUUCCAGGACCACCCCCUGCAGCCACCGGUCCGGGACCUGCUGCGCCGCAAAUGUUCCCAGCACAACCGUCUUCGGGAAUUGUUUUGCCCAGAGCAUGCCGAGUGCAUCUGCCACAUCUGCCUGGUAGAGCACAAGGCCUGCUCCCCUACACUCCUGAGCCAGGCCAGCGCCGACCUGGAGAACAAACUGAGGCAUAAACUCACCAUCAUGUACAGUCACAUCAAUGGGGCAAACAAAGCGCUGGAGGACGUGAGAGCCAAGGGGCAGAGUGUGCAGGAGUCUAUGACCAGGAAGACAGACCAACUGAGACAAGAGUAUAUGGAGAUGAAGGCCGUCAUCGACGCCGCGGAGACCAGCUCCAUGCGGAAGAUGAAGGAGGAAGAGAAGAGAGUCUGUGCAAAGAUUGACACCAUCCACCAGGUUCUUCUCAAGAAGAAGAGCGAGAUGCAGAAUCUGAAGGCAGAAGUUGAGCUCAUCCUGGGCAAAGGGGACGAGUUUGAGUUUCUGGAGAAAGCUGCGAAGUUGCAAGGAGUGUCAACGAAACCAGUGUACAUCCCAAAGGUAGACCUAGACUCUGAGCUGAUCAAGGGGAUCUACCAGGGUGCAGUGGACCUCAAGGCUGAGCUGAAGCUUUCCCUCAAGCAGCUACAGGAGAAGGCUGAGGAGCCCUCCGCCUCAGGUAACAACAGCGAUCCAACUCACACAGAGUCUGCGUCCAAACCAACACGCCCUACGAAGAAAACACCACAGGAAAAGAAGACCAAGAAAACCCCUGGUGCUGCUGGCCCUACCCUCUCCUCUUCCUCAUCCAACAAGCUUCCCACCUUUGGAGCUCCGGGACAGACAAUGGAUUUUAAAACAACCAACCCCGAUGCCACACCCAAAGCCAACGCCCCACAGCCAAACUCUACAGCACUCAAGGCUAAGAUACUAGAAAACUUCUUAACCAAGUCUAGAGCCGAGCUCCUGGAGUAUUUCGUUAAAGUCAUCUUCGACUACAAUACCGCCCACAACAAAGUGGCUCUCACGGACAACUACACCACCGCUUCUGUGGCUGAUGUGCCCCAGCACUACCGCUCCCAUCCCCAGAGGUUCACCUACUGCUCUCAGGUGCUGGGGCUGCACUGCUACAAGAAAGGCAUCCACUACUGGGAGGUGGAACUACAGAAGAACAACUUCUGCGGCGUCGGCGUCUGCUAUGGCAGCAUGGAUCGGCAGGGCCCUGAGAGCCGACUGGGCCGGAACCCCAACUCGUGGUGUGUGGAGUGGUUCAACAACAAGAUCUCCGCCUGGCACAACAACGUGGAGAAAACCCUGCCCCCCACCAAGGCCACGCGGGUUGGCGUGCUUCUCAACUGUGACCACGGCUUUGUGAUUUUCUUUGCUGCCACUGAAAAGCUCUAUCCGAUGUACAAGUUCAAGGUGGACUUUACUGAAGCUCUGUACCCAGCCUUCUGGGUGUUCUCUGCGGGCACCACACUCUCCAUCUGCUCCUCCAAGUAGGCAAGCCUCUAAGCCAGCCACAGACACUUGGCCUUGCUGGGAAAUAUCCAAGACUUGGCGG